AGAUGAUUAGAAAUUGGUUUCCACGUUGGGGUAAGGGAAUUUACGUGAAUACCGAACCGAAGCCAAGGAUAGACACAAACUGACCCUGCUCUUCACAAACCUCCUUUGUAGAUACACCUGUAGUAGAAGGACUUGAGCAACAGCAGCGACAAUGGCCACGACGUCGAAAGCCGAGAUGGAAGAUGUUCGGGAGGUGUUCGACUUGUUUGAUUUCUGGGAUGGUCGGGACGGUCUGAUCGACGCUGUCAAAGUGGGAGAUUUGUUACGGUGUGUCGGUUUGAACCCCACGGUCGAAAUGGCCAUUAAACACGGCGGAACGAAAAAAGCAGGCGAGAAGCAGCUUGCGUUUGAAGAGUUCCUGGCGAGUUACGAAGCCGUGAAGAAAGAGAAGGAUGUCGGUACUUACAAAGAGUUCGUUGAAGCGAUGAAAUCUUUCGACCGCGAGGGGCAGGGCUACAUCUCGGCGGCGGAGAUGCGACACAUGCUUACUGCAAUGGGGGAGAGACUGACGGACGCCGAGGUGGACGAGAUCAUCAGACUGACGGACACGAGGGAGGAUCUGGAGGGGAACGUUAAAUAUGAAGAUUUUAUUAACAAGGUUUUGAAAGGACCUGAUGGCAAGGACAUCUAAAGGAAGAAACCGGAAGAAGAACCUCAAGUACUACCAACUCGUGUAGUAAAGUCUGCUCCAAGAUAACUUCAUUUCAAACACGUCAAACAGGAAGGAUUUCGUUCUCAUAUUCUUGAUGUUUCGUUACAAGGAUAUCCUGCCGUUCGUUAAAAGGAUAUCCUGCUGUUCGUUACAAGGAUAGUCUUCUGUUCGUUACAAGGAUAGUCUGCUGUUUGUUACAAGGAUAGUCUGCUGUUCGUUACAAGGAUAGUCUGCUGUUCGUUACAAGGAUAGUCUGCUGUUUUCUACAGCCAGACGUUUGGUUCUACAUACUAUUCUCUUGGAUAUCGUUGCUUUAAUAAGCUGAACAAUAAAAUAAACGCAAAUAUUAAUUUAGUUUUUUUUAACUAAUUUAAAAUUAUUCUUUUUGAAUUCCAUUAGAUUUUGUAUCUGUUAAAAUGACUAAUGUCUGGUGGACAUUUUAGAACCAGUUUGAGAAAUAUUUUUGCAAAAUUAAUUGUAUCAUAAAAUAUAUAUAUAUUAAUAUUUUUUGCGUUUCUUUUGCUGUUCAGUAUAUAUUUGAUUGGUCUGCUUAGUCAAGAAUGUUUUGAUACAACCCUUCUUAAUCAAGAAUGUUUUCAUACAACCCUUCUUAGUCAAGAAUGUUUUGAUACAACCCUUCUUAGUCAAGAAUGUUUUGAUACAACCCUUCUUAGUCAAGAAUGUUUUCAUACAACCCUUCUUAGUCAAGAAUGUUUUCAUACAACCCUUCUUAGUCAAGAAUGUUUUCAUACAACCCUUCUUAGUCAAGAAUGUUUUCAUACAACCCUUCUUAGUGCAGCAAACACUUUUUAACUUGGUCAUUUAUACAUUUUACACUUUUGUAUCUUUAAAACAAAAAUAUUGGUACAACAAUAUAUAAAUCUUUAUGCCUAUUUUGUUAUUUAAGCAAAUUUUAAUGUGACCAUUGAAAACCGAAAUUGUUUAUACCUUGUUGCUAUAUAUAAAAACAGUUCUACUUGGUCUCAUAAAACAUUAUUAAAACAAACGUAAAUAUGAUCAGUGCUAAAAAACAGUUUUGACUUGUUACUUUAGGAAACAGUUGGUUAUACCUGAUUCUUAAAACAAGCUGUUCUACUUUGUUAAUUGCAUAAAGUGUUUGUUCUGUCUUCUACAUUGUGACACAUGUUGUUCUAGUUGACCAGUGUAACACAUUUAAAUCUGUUUUCUCACUGUAUUCUUCUUCGUCUUCCUGACUAUAACAUAUUUAUGUUCUACUGUUUCUACUUUAAUACAUUUUGUUCUACUUCCUGACUAUAGGACAUUUUGUCAUACGUCCUGACUAUAAAGUCUUGAUCUUUCUCGUUGUAACAUAUUCUGUUCUGAAACUAACAUUGUGUCCUACUUUAACGCUUAGGCAUUGUGUUUUACUUCUCACUGUAACCUACUGUUCUGUACUUUCUCAAGUCAGAUUCUUCUACUUUCUAGCUAACAUAGUUUCCUCUGCUUUCUCACUGUAAUAGAUUUUGUUCUACUUCAACACAUUUUGUUCUACUUCAUUGUAACACCUUUUGUUCUAUUUUUGGUUCUAAUUUCUUGCUGAAAAUUUAUUCUCUUUACUACCUCAAUAACAAAGACAACAUUUUCGAUCCAUAAUUUUAAUGCACGGAGGUUUGAGAAAAUGGGGUAAUUUUGUAUUAUGACAAUUAUGUAUCUUUGCAAUUUAAAUACACACAAUGUUUGAAAGAAAGUUGUCUUGGUGUUUACGCGAUGGUGGAUAUUAUCCAGCGUCACUUUUGCGAAUUUGCUCAUAAAUAUUGAAAUUCAAUAUAUUUAUUGUUUGUGGGAAGUUUUGUAAUUAAUUGAUAUUAGUGAAUACUUCGUUAAUCCUAGAUUAAAUUAGUGAGAUUUAUAAAGAGUGUGUAUAGUUUAAAUACGUAGCUUUUUAACCAAAUACGCAAUAGAUAAAACUGGAAUUUAUUUCGCUAAAUUACGUUGAGCCCACACAGAUUAUAUAUUAUUUUAAAAUUCGGUUCAUAGUGAUGCAUAUUGUAGAUAUGUUUUCGCAAAAAUCACCCAGUUUGAAAGACGUUUGUAAGCGUUAGCUUAUUUAAUUUAGUUUUAUUAUUUCGACAAUAUUUCAAAUCUCGUCACGUGACACUUGCAUGAGACUUCCUCCAUGGAUAAAAACGAUCACGUGACUUGACUAAUGAUUUAUGUUGAGGCUGUUGUGUUUUUGUAUGUUUUAAUUUAAAAUAAUCAAUAAUAAUAUAUUUAAAAAAGAAACCAGGAAUGGAGGGUGCCGCUAUGUGACCUAGUUGUUCCGCUGUCUGUUCGUCGUAUAAAUGUUUCUUGCUACUUAUGCUGUUAUCUUUACAUUUCUUCAUUUAAAAAAAAAAAAUCAUUCUUAAUUUUAUGCUUGUUUAUGCAAGUGUAUGCUUAAACUUAUACGUCAUCUCUUCACUCGUAUUAUGUAUAUAUUUCAGUAAUGGAAAUGGUACUCAUCUUGACAAAAUUUUAAUAUCAUUAUUAGUAAAUACAAAUGCGAAACAACGGCGUCUCGAAUGUUUGUUGUAUAUUGGGGACAAUGCUUUCCCUUUUCACCCCUCGUUUUAAAGUAAUAAUAAUAAUAUGUUACAUAUUACAAUAUGAAGUAUAAUAUUGUUUACAAUUCGAUUACAUUGACAGAGAUUGCGCCUUCCUUUAUGUAGUGCUUAAUAGCCAAUGUUCUCCUACCCACCCCACAUUUAUCACCCGCUCUUUUCAAAAUAAUGCUUAUUAAAGAAACUUGCGUGCGUUAUUUAAUAAAUUAUAUGUAUGCUUUGUAUAUGCAUAUAUUAUCUUUUGUAACACCUGUGGUGUUACGAUAUUAACAUUGUAUUAACUGUUCAUUUUAAAAAAAUAUAUAAGGAUAUUCGCUUUGUGUUUGUUUCAUUGUUUUGUUUACUAUGCAAAACUAUAUUAUCAUUGAACAGUUUUAUUUGAAUUUAUAAUGUUUUUAAGGAUGAAUGAACACAUGCUUUUAAAAUAUCUUUGUUAUUUUCACCUUAACGGCUAAAAAUAAACAAGAACUGAAAUCUGAAAAUAUAUAAUUUCCCAUUUAUGAAUUAUGAAUAACUCAAAAAUAAAAAAGAAACAAAUGGAAUACACAAAGCAAUCUGUUGUUAUUACUUUUGCAUUUUUGUGGUUGUUUGUGUUUUUUAAACUCAUUUAUAGCAUGAGAACACACCAAACAUUGAAAGUAAAUGUCUUUCAAUCAUUGAUAUUAUAAUAAAAGUUAUAUACCUUUUUUUAGUUAUUCGAUUGUUUCUUCUUUCCCAACCUCACACUAAAAACAAUAAAUUUAAAACAAUUUACAAGUGUUUAUUGCUACUACUGCAUUAAGUGUUUUGCAGUCCACAUUUCUGUUAACGUUCAUUAAUAGGUUAGCUUCACUUAUCGUGUUUUGCAUUAUGCUACUAAUUUUGUAUUAUAAAUUAUUUGUAAAUAUAUACCAUGUUGGCGCUCAAUAAAACAUUCCUGGAAAAAAAAA
This is a messenger RNA of Gigantopelta aegis, 4142 nucleotides long. RefSeq names its product myosin essential light chain, striated adductor muscle-like. Bases 152 to 631 code for a protein of 159 amino acids. Gene Ontology annotation, molecular function: calcium ion binding. NCBI's taxonomy places the organism in Eukaryota, Metazoa, Mollusca, Gastropoda, Neomphalida, Peltospiridae. The transcript has 5 exons. The record is from RefSeq and is a predicted model, not a curated record. Gene Ontology annotation, cellular component: muscle myosin complex.